Messenger RNA from Solanum verrucosum, 513 nucleotides. RefSeq lists its product as uncharacterized. Lineage: Eukaryota; Viridiplantae; Streptophyta; Magnoliopsida; Solanales; Solanaceae. The coding region runs from base 1 to 513 and encodes 170 amino acids. The record is from RefSeq and is a predicted model, not a curated record. The transcript has a single exon.
AUGACAAAUGAGUUAAUUACUAAAAGAGAAGACCCUGGUGCUUUCACUAUCCCGUGUACUAUUGGAAUGCUCCAAUUUGCCAAGGCUUUAUGUGACCUAGGAGCAAGCAUCGACCUGAUUCCAUACGCCAUAUACAAGCAACUUGGAUUGGGAGAACCAAAGGCAACUACAAUGAGACUUCUCAUGGCAAAUCGAUCGAUCAAGCAUAUAUUUGGAAUCCUCUAUGAUAUCUUGGUCAAAGUAGAUCGGUUCAUAUUUCUAUUUGACUUUGUGAUUUUAGACUGUGACAUUGAUGUUGAGGUCCCCAUUAUUUUGGGAAGGCCAUUCUUAGCAACCGGCAAAGCAUUAGUGGAUGUUGAAAGCGACAAGUUGAAAUUCCGUGUGAAUGACGAUGAGGUAACUUUCAACAUCUGCAAAUCCAUGAAACAACCAAGUGAUAUCUAUGUAGUGUCUACUGAAGAUGUUAUAGAUGAGGCAGUGGCAAGUGUGAGCCAUCUGCUGCGCAAGAAUUAG